Molecule: messenger RNA, 7921 nt
Organism: Labrus mixtus (cuckoo wrasse)
Lineage: Eukaryota; Metazoa; Chordata; Actinopteri; Labriformes; Labridae
Gene: znf292b
Product: zinc finger protein 292b
Exons: 8
Coding region: 18-7493 (2491 amino acids)
Biological process (GO): regulation of transcription by RNA polymerase II
Cellular component (GO): nucleus
Molecular function (GO): DNA-binding transcription factor activity, RNA polymerase II-specific; DNA binding
Source: RefSeq, a predicted model, not a curated record
CGGAGCAGGGUGUGAAGAUGGCGGACGAGGAGGCCGAGCAGGACCGCAGUCCUGAGAACCGAAUCACUGAAACCAUCAGGGAAUUAAGACAACGGUUACAAGAACUGCAGGAAGUGGUCGUCCGAGAGGGUAAUGACUCCCCGGUCCAGUCCUCCUCUGAGUUCUGCCAGGAGUUCUGCAGGACGCUGUUGGAGUAUGCGGGCCGGUGGAGGAUAGAAGAAGAGCCUUUACCGCUGGUGGAAGUGUACAUAGUCGCCCUACAGAGUUACGCCCAGGCCUCGCAGCAUCUGUCCCUGCAGUGUGAAAGUGUUCCUCUUGUGGUGGAGAGGCUCUCACUGAGUUUUGUGGAGCUUUUGCUCUCACUAAAGGAGGACGUCCCAGAUGUUAUAUGGAAGGAGUUCAAAUCAUGUGUGCAGUUUUCUUCCAGUAAGCUGCAGGAGAAUGGGAUCACUCAGCUCUCCCUGCUGUCUGCUCUUGGCCAUUAUGACGGAGUUUGGACCAACAGAGUCCUGCAAGGCCUCCUGUCCAAUGAGAACCUGCCAACUGAACAAGUUGAGGAGUUCCUGGUGCAGGAGGGGACGGUGCUGUCAGAGAUGAGAGUGAAGCAGCUGAUGAAGGACAGCCAGUCGGAGAAAGCUGCACUACUGGCGAAGACAUGCUCGGAGUGUGCUGCCUUUCAGGGAAGCGGGUCUUUCAAGCAGAUGUACCUCGUCUGCCUCUGUGCUACCUCAGAUCAGGAUCAGCUGAUGGAAGUGCUUUCAAAGGAGGACUGUCGUGAUGCAUUAGAGAUGAUCUGUAACCUGGAGUCAGAAGGAGACGAGACUGCAGCUUUCAGCUUAUGUUCAGCCUUCCUAACUCGACAGCUUCUGCAAGCAGAUACAUACUGUGCCUGGGAGCUCACUCUGUUCUGGAGCAAGCUGCUGAAGCGGUUGGAGCCAUCGCAGCAGGCCUUCCUCGACAAAUGCCGCCAGAUGUCCUUACUGUCCAAGACCGUGUACCACAUCCUUUUCCUCAUCAAGGUCAUCCAGUCAGAGAUGGACAGCGUUGGACUGCCAGUCUGCAUUGAAAUGUGCAUAAGGGCUCUGCGGAUGGCCUCAGAUGAUGGAAGCACCAAGGCCACUGUGUGUAAAACUAUUUCCUGUUUGCUACCCACUGACCUGGAGGUGAAGCGAGCCUGCCAGCUGACAGAGUUCCUCUUGGAGCCCACAGUGGACUCGUACUACGCUGUGGAGACUCUUUACAAUGAACCAGAUCAAAAACUAGAGGAGGAGAAUAUGCCUGUCUCUAACUCGCUACGCUGCGAGCUCCUGUUGGUUUUUAAAACCCAGUGGCCUUUUGACCCUGAAUUCUUGGACUGGAAAACACUUAAGCGUAAUUGUCUGGCACUAAUGGGUGAAGAAGCUUCCAUAGUGUCGUCCAUUGAUUUACUAAAUGAUACUGAGGAUCCAGAGGAAGAGGAAGACUUCUUCAAUCAGGAGGAGUUCAAUAAUCUACCCGACCACUUAGUAAGUGGCACCUAUGAACUAGGGGAUAUAACAGACCGGAAACAAAAAAACCGAGAGAUGAAGAAACUGAGAGACAAAGGAUUUGUAUCUGCACGGUUUAGAAACUGGCAGGCAUACAUGCAGUACUGUGUGCUGUGUGACAAGGAGUUUCUGGGCCACCGGAUUGUCCGCCAUGCACAGACUCAUUUUAGCGAGGGAGUGUACAGCUGCCCGAUAUGUGCUGAAACCUUUACCUCAAAAGACACAUUGGUUCCACACGUGGCGUCACAUGUAAAGCAGUCAUGUAACGAAAGGUUGAGUUCAAUUAAAACAAACAAGAAACUGGCCGAUCCUACAGCUGUUAUUGCAGGGUUUAAUGCAAAGAGAGAAAAUGGACUCCAUGCAAAAGCUGAUUCUCAAAGAAAAAACGGCGGGUUAGUGCAUAAAGCUAAGGUCUGUGAGGCUCAGUCUAACAUGGACAGUAGUGAUGACAAUGUGUGCCCUGUUGGAGACUGCAGAAGAAGCUACAAAUUUUUCAAAAAUCUUGUGGCACAUGUUAAAGGUCAUGGGGACAACGAGGAGGCUAAGAUUUUUCUCGAGAUGCAGAGUAAAAAAGUUAUUUGCCAUUACUGCCGCCGCUACUUUAUUAAUGUCACCCAUUUAAAUGAUCAUUUGCAGGUCCACUGUGGUGUGAAGCCUUACAUCUGUAUACAGCUGAACUGCAAGGCAGGUUUUGUGUCCAACACUGAACUCAUGGUACACAGGAAAACACACAGUACUUUUAAGGUUAGAUGCAUAUUUCCAAAUUGUGGCAAGAUUUUCAAUGAGCCCUUCAAACUCUACGACCAUGAGGCACAGCAUUAUAAAACAUUUACUUGUAGAGUUGCGGAUUGUGGAAAGGUUUUUCAUUCACAGCAGCAGCUGGCUGCACACAAGGAAGAGCAUGCUCCCAAAAAAGAGGAAUGUCCAUCUCCUGAACAGAUGAUACCGAAGAAAAAGCCGUGCACUUCACUCAUUGAACAAAUGCUUGCAAAUCAUACUCCCAUUAAGCAAGAAAAUUCCCAAGAAAACUGGAACACUGAAAGGGCUAUUCCUGAACAUGAGGGGCCAUUGUCUUUGGAGAGUUUGCUGAAAUCUUCAGCACCUGUUGAGACACCAGGCCAAUACAGGGACAACCAUGAACAACAGAAUACACCUUUCCCAACCAAUCAGACUCAGAGUUUACAUCAUUCUGUUAUUCAGCCUGUGAAUCCCAACUCGUCUAAUACUCAUGGAAACAGAGAAAGUUCCUGUGGUCCUUCUAUGGAUUAUAUGAGACCAGCUCCACAGAAUCAUCCAGUACCUUCAUUUAAAGCCAAUAUAGGUAACUUGUCUCAUAACUUUAAUGCAGACGUCUUACAAGGCCAGCCACACAUGUUCCACAACACUGUAAAUUCUGCAUCUGUGAGUUACAACUCCAACAGCAUCUUACCAACAACAGGGCAGCAGGGGAUAAUGUGUGCUAACAACCUACCAACAGCCCCCCAACUCCAGAACUCUACUAUGCCAGUGAUGUCCCUACCACUCCCACCAACAGUUGUCCCACAGCCACUUACUGGAAACCGACCAGAGAUCUCGGUUACCUCCUCCACCAGCACAGCUACACCUCCAGGACUGAAGGAGCGAUUCCACUGUGCGUUCGAAACAUGUACCAGGCACUACAGCUCUCACAGAAGUGUUGCUAAGCACAUGAAAACUCUUCACCCAGAUUUCUACGAACAGUGGAAAGUUAAUCGAACAAAAAUCAAGAUAACCUACGCUCCAGUCAAACAUAUCAGUCCAGUCGUCUCAUCGCAGAACCAGCAGUUGAACCAGGGACAAGUCCAUUCAGUUCAGAGGCAAAAUGUUAUCCAAUCACCUCCUUACACAAAUGUGGGUACAAGCAUGAAGUACAAUGCUUUACAUUCCCUUCCAUCAUCUGCCCACAACCAGAAUGCUUCCCUUCUGAUGCAAAAUGUUUUGAAUCCAAUAGUUCUCUCUCAGCUUGGCGAGGAAACUAAUCCAAUACCUGCACAGCCCCAAGUGCCAGUUAGUCAAAACUGGCCUUUGGCUCCUGGAAGUGGACAAAUACAAAACUGUGGCUCUUCCCUAGUCUAUCCAGCCAAUAUGCAAGUGAUGCCACACGUCAUCUCUGCAAGUGGCACUCUGCCACUCAGUGUCCCAUCUUGCUCUGUGAUUGGUUCAACAAUUAACCAACCAGAUAAGUCUUUGCAGCCACCGGCUGUGGAAAGUAUGAGCCAGUCAGUUAUGCCCCUGUACACAGACAGUGCUAAUCAAGUGUCACAACAACCGUUGUUGCAAGCAUCACUGAUGCAAAGCAGUGUAGUUUCCAGUUCUAGGGUACCAGAUAAGUCCAAGUGCAAUGAUAAAUCAGUACAAAGCCAGCAGUCCCAUUUUUCUUCUCUGGCCAGUGCAAGCCAAAACGCCAGUAACAAUCAACCUCAAAAUGGCCCAGUUGUGUCUAAAAACACCCCUGAAAACCUAAAGAGAGUCAAAAGAAGUGCAAGGACAAAAUGGCCAGCUAUUCUUAAGGAUGGCAAGUUUGUUUGUUGCAAGUGUUUUAGAGGAUUUGAUAACCCCAAGUCCCUUGGAGGCCAUUUGUCAAGGGGUACCAGCUGUAAACCAUACCAAGAGUCAGAGUUGAACUCGGACCUGCCAGCAUCAUUUCUUGGCCUUCUUAAUUCAGAGCAAACAGUUGGCAACACACAGCCACAGUUGCCUUAUAACCCUGGCCCUAUUUUACAGGAGAAGCCCCAUCAAGCAGUUGCCAAUGGAUCAACAGUCACAAACAAUUACCCAACUCCUAAUUAUGCACAGAAUAAUGUGCCUCUGUAUGGGAAUGGGGAGUCAAAUGAAGACCUUCUGAAACAAAUCAUGAACGAUUCCAACAUUUCUGAACUUUGUGUGCCCACACCUGCUACAAUUCCAUUGCUCCAAAAUCCUUAUGGAGUAUCUGAACGUUUACCGGGUAGUUCAGUCAUACAGCAUACAGAAAAUAUCCAGCCGAAGCGAGUGGAUAACUCGUAUAGUUCAGCCCCUUAUCCUAAGGCAAGCGAUACAUUCGCCAGGAGUGAAUUCCCUGACCCACUACUUUCUCAAAUUCUCACAGAAAAUCCAGGAAGUCUUCCCACAAACAGCAAUGAAGGCUUCACUCGCAUUCAGACACCAGAUAGAAAUGCAAACCCAGUGAUGCAACCACUUUUACCUGAUAGUCAGCUUAGCCCAGCAACAACAAGUGGCACACAGGCUGAAACACAAAGGAAGAAAACCGAGCAAGACAUUAAAAAGAGACUGAGGGAGCAGAUUUUGGCAGGUGACCUUCAGCGUAGGAACAGUAUAUUUCAUUCAAGCAUUACUGACCCCAAUGCAAAUUCAAAGCCUUUUGUGCCCAUGCGCAGCCCCUCUAGUAAUGCUGGCCUUAAUUCCCAUGUAGCAAAGAGUGACUCCUCAAGUGAACCAAAAGUUAUUCAAGAAAACUCAUCAAUCAUCCAAGGGACCUCUGGCACAAUUGAACAACUACUAAACACACAGAGCUUUACUGGUUUCAGAGAGUCGUCUAGCAUGAAGCAGGAGGUAGUGUCCCCCACAAGGGUCACAGUCAGUGAUGCAGAUCUCGAGCCCACACUAUUAUCUGCCUGCCAGCAGCAGCUGAUGGUAGAAAUUCAAAGUGCAUUUGAAAGGCUUAACUUAGUCAGAGAAAUGUCUGAUCAUAUGUCAUCUUCAAUGAAACCAAUCAGCCCUAAUACAAACAGCCACACAUCACCCGUGAAGGUUGAAAUUCCUUGCCCAGCAUCACCAAACAUUGUUAAGCCAUUCGCUUGUGAGAACUGCCAUUUUAAUACUCUGUCAGGUGAAGCUCUUUGGAAACACCUCUCUAAAGCUCACAGCUACACACUUGAGAUGGUGAAUGUGGUCAAAAAAAGGUAUGGUGAAUAUGCUCCUUACAAGUGUCAAAAAUGCAACAAAAGAUUCACUCGUAACUCAAACCUUCGCACUCACUACCAUUCAGUACACAAACUAUCAGGCAAGGAAAUCGAAGAACUGGAUUUGAAGCGCAGAGAGGCCAGAACUGCUGUUGUUAAUAACUGGCGUCUUAAUAAAAACCAGGCUCUAACAGCUCCAUCCACAAUGGUGGAUCAAUCCAAGAAUGCCGCUCAAUCCCUGAAUGCUUCUCAAUCAGUGUAUUCGGCUCAGUCCGUGAAGGCUACUCAUUCAUUACCGGAGAUCAAAACACCUGUGCAUUCACUCCAACAGGCAGUAAAACGUAACUGCCCAUCUCAACCCUCUACCAGCAUCAAGCAGCCAAUAGUUAAACCAAUCAUAGAGGUUCCCAAGAAGAAGAAAAAGAAUCCAAAGUCUGGUGACUCAAAGAGUCCGUACAGACCUUACCGUUGUGUCCAUCAGGGCUGUGUGGCAGCCUUCACCAUCCAGCACAAUCUGAUCCUGCACUACAGGGCUGUUCACCAGUCUGCUCUUUCUGCGUUGGAGGUAAACAAGGACCAGGACCAGAGUGAGGAACUGGAUGAAAAAAUGGACCAUGACGAGGAAGACCUACAGCCAGUGAUCCCUCGAAUUUCAGAAUUCAGAUGCCACGUCAAAGACUGCUCCCGUGUUUUCCAAGAAGUCCCCAGCCUUUUGCAGCACUACUUUCAGCUUCAUGAAUUCAGUGUGGAAAGAGUCAGCAAUAUCUUGUCUGGUGUAAAGCUUGGCCGGUUUGCUUGUGGCCACCAAGAAUGCUCAGUAUCCUUCACUUCUUUCUGGAGGUACAUAGGGCACGUCAAAGACCACCACAAAGAUAUGAAGCUAACCAAAGCAGAACAACUAAAUGCUAUGUUCAAGUGUGAAAUUGAAGGUUGUGACCUUGCAUACGCCACAAAGUCAAACAUGCUCAGGCAUCUCAUGAAAAAGCAUAAUGACUUUUACCAGCAUAAACUGAAGAAUCAACACAUGAAGGAAGACAGGAUGAAACCCAAGACUUUGCUUUACCAAAUAGCAAAGACAAGUAACGGAAAGGAAAACAUUGAGACUAAUAAAAAGAUCCUACAGAGGGCAAGGGAUGCCAAGAGAAUGCACAAAUCAAAAAGCAGUCACUGGACCAAAUAUGGGAAACCCUCCUUGAAAUCUAAAGUUGAGGCAUCUGCAAUGUGCACCAAGAAAUUCCCUUUACAGUACCCCUGUAUGAUUAAAGGUUGUGAUGCAGUCUUGAAAUCGGAACGAAACAUAGUCAAACAUUACAUUGGACAUGGACUUUCAGAAAAAUACCUGGAACUGCAAAGAAGUCAUUUUAUAUUCUGCAAGAAGUUCGCAAAGCACAAGUAUCACCCAAUCAGGAGUGACGAUUCUAAAUCCGACAACACCUCUGAAGUGUCUGACAACGAAGUGACCACAGACGGCCAGGAAAUAGGAGAAAAUGGACACCCAAAACCCCUCCUACGGCGAAGGGCCCCAGCAGGAAUCCCAACUCUGUUCGACAGCAAAAUCUGCAACGGGGAAAGUUCGGACGGCUCUUUGGUGGUCAAACGUAAACGUGGGCGCCCUCGAAAACUGGUGGGGAAAAUAGUUAAGCGCAAGAAAAUCCCACGCAUGAAAAAGGUUGCCGUAGUCUACAGCAGGGAUGAUGAAUCAGACUCCUCCUCCCCUGCAGUCAUACAGGAGGAGACAGCUGAGCAGAGUGCUUCACUGGCCACUUUUAAACCAAUGGGAUUUGAAAUGUCGUUCUUACAAUUCCUCACGCAGUCAAAAAAAUGUGAAAUUCCUUUGACUCGGGCAAUUGUCGAUCCAGAAACAUGCACAAGAAUUCUUAGUCCAACCAGCAAAGACACUUGUGUUAAGUUCAGCAACCGCGCUAAAAUCAAAUCACUGAAUAGGGUUAGAAUCAUUAUUGACAAGGCCUUUAAAAGUAUCUCUGAACGCAUGUUGAAACAGCUGCAGGACAUGCAGCCCAAAAUCGUGUUGGAAAAAAAUCAUUGAGUAGUCUUCUUUUCUUUUCUUUUUUUUUGAAGCAGAAUCUCAGGACUAGAAUGAGUAGAAUCUGCUGCAAACCCCUGGUUCCCUUCAAAAAUGUUUUUACACAUCCAGUUAUCAAAAAAGAACAGUUGUUUUGAAAGAUACUGUAAUAUAGCCUGUACAUUUUUUUAUAGAACAGUGUAUAGCAUGUUUUUAUUUAUGGACUCAGAAGUUGUGAAGUUUUUUUUUUUUUGUUUGCUGAAAAUUGAAAUGUGAUACCAGUUCUGGUAUCUUAAUCAUCCCUGUGGGAAAAGUGACUUUGAAACGGAUUUACUGUUGUAUGUAGUUUGUGAUCUGAAGAUGUCAAUUGUUGUGCAUUUGUGUGUAUAUAGUUUGAAAUCACCCACUGCCACCAGCAGUCUUACUAUUAAACGAUCCGCUUUUCUACAACA